ACAUUCCAUAACUACAUGUAUUGGCUUGUUAAUUGCUGGAUAUAUUUUCAAUCUAUAACACACACGUUCAACACAAAACACCUGUUAUUGUGCGGAGCACUCUAGAUGGGUUACCAUGGUAACCGAGUCACAAAAUUUUAUCAUCGCCGUUAAAUAUUAACGGGCCGUGCAAUUUAAUGGACACAUGAAUUGCUACGGUUGGUCGACCCCACUUACCAGACUAAUUGCUUGGGUUCGAUACAAAGAGUUACUGGUAACGAGCGUCAAGCAAUUUGGCGUAGGUGCUUGAGGGAUAUGGAUGACUGGUCUUCAGUAGCAGGGGAAGAUGCAGCUGUGCUACAUGUUCAUAUAAGCGCAGGAUGAUAUUCAAUGAAAAGAAACUGUUCUAGUCAUUCAAUCAUCAUUUGCUCCCACUAUGGACAUUAUUCAAAACAGACUAAUUGAGUAUGAUGGAGAUAAAUAUGGCAUACGAGUGAAAAGUCGCAUUACGAUAAUUGCUUGAAGGACAUUUGUCAAUGUGGCCGUCAGACGAGCACAAUGGAACAUAGAGUGGGGAUAUUGGCAGCACGCUGACUGACGAGAUAACAAAGGACACCUUCGUAACAGGGGAGGGGUUUAAUGACGGAGCGUGUGUGCAAUUGACAACUUGCUGUAGACUUUGGAAAUAGUCAUAGAACAGCAAUGGCGAGGCAGCGCUUGUAGUGUUGAGGUUUCACUAGUUUUCAAAAUACUGUGGCUGUGAUACCUUGAAGAAACACCUGUCAAACAGCAAAGCUUUGAGGAAUAUUACAGAGGCUGAGCAACUAUCGCCUUGUGUGCAAUUGACAAUUUAAUGUAGGCUUUCGGAAUACUGGUAUAACAGCAUUGGUGAGGCAAAAUUUGAAACGGUGCGACUCACUUCUACACUCAAAACUGUGCAUGCAUCAUAUUGAAGAAACAACAGUUAAAAAGCAAAGUUGGAAUUGCAGGAUUUGCCAUGGGGAAUGUUACAGAGGAUGAGCCACUGUCGCCGUACCUCGUUGCCGUACGAACAUGUUUUGUUGCCGUAGUUGUCAUCAUGAUUAUAACCGGCAAUGCUUUGUCCAUCGCGGUAACUCGCAGCAUGCCCGGGCUUGCUGACAGCACCAAAAUAUUGAUGAUAUCGCUGGCAGCAUAUGAUCUGCUGACUGGGGUUAUGUCCAUACCAAACGUGAUCGCGUCAGCGUUUGACCGCUGGCCGUUUGGAGAGUUCUACUGCUCCAUCAAUGGAACCAUAGACGCUACCUGUUGUUGUAUGUCCAUCACUCUUAUUGUACUUAUGAACGCAGAGAGAUAUAUUGCUGUGACCCUGCCUUUCAGGUUCCCAAUUCUCUGCGCAAAACGACGCGUAAUCGCCGUCGUUCUCAUCGCCUCGGUCGUAUCUCUGGUCCUUCAAAUCUGCUUGAGUUACUUCAAAGAGGACAAUAAUCAGUUUAAGGCUGUGUUGAUUUGUGACGUGGUAUUCAAUGGCACUGUUUUAGAGAUUUCCGUUUUAUUCUUCCUUGUCAUACUCCCCUUGGUGGUGCUGACGUACAUUUACCUGCGGUUGAUCAAACUCAGUCAGAAUCAUGCCGUGAUGCUGAACAAGUGCAACAACGCGGCAAACGACACCAGUUUCCUUGACAACAAAGCUCUGCGCGCGUUCCUCGUCGUGACUAUUCUCUUCGCAGUGUGCUGGACGCCUUUGCGGGUUGUACGCGUCGUCGCAGCAAUCACAGACAAAAUGCAACCAAUCUGGCUAAGUUUUACCGCCAAGGGCUUCGCGGUCUCUAACAGCUUCUUCAACGUGUUCAUCUAUUGUUUCUUCAACCGGUCAUUUCGGCAAGCCGCUAAGCGACUGAUGAUGCGUUAUUUUCCGUGUUUCAAAAGCUCCACCGUCGCACCAAUGACCACGCCCAUUCUCAAAGAUGACACACCGCAACCAGCGGUGCGUCGGAAAGGCAGAGCAGCGUUCAUUUCUGUGGAGCUCUGACUAAAAGGGAAAUAUUGGUGUACAAUAUGACGACGACUUAGCUCUCUCUAACAUGAACACCAAUGGAAACAUGUACUGUCUGAAGUUAAAAACUGAGACAGGUACCGGCGCGGUACAGAAGCAGAGCUUCAAAAUGUUUGUACUUUAUCUGUAUGUAAAAUGUCAGUGAUAUGAAUUGUAGGAAAAAAAUAAAUAGGCCCUUUCGAACAAACAAAAGUUGGUUUUCCAGAUAAAAAAAAAAUAAUUUGAAUGUAAAAUUAGAAACGUAGAGAGGAAAACAACAACUGGAAAGAGGAGUUAUAUUUUUUUACAGACAAGUUAAGAUCUUGCUUUAUUACAUCUGGUUACAAAUUGGAACAAAAGACAUUUGCAUGACUUUCUCUCUUGAAUGCCUACACGUACAUGU
Molecule: messenger RNA, 2396 nt
Organism: Patiria miniata (bat star)
Lineage: Eukaryota; Metazoa; Echinodermata; Asteroidea; Valvatida; Asterinidae
Product: beta-1 adrenergic receptor-like
Exons: 1
Coding region: 977-1990 (337 amino acids)
Biological process (GO): G protein-coupled receptor signaling pathway, coupled to cyclic nucleotide second messenger; chemical synaptic transmission
Cellular component (GO): dendrite; membrane
Molecular function (GO): neurotransmitter receptor activity; G protein-coupled serotonin receptor activity
Source: RefSeq, a predicted model, not a curated record